UGCGUGCGCAUGAAAACUAUCUUCUAAUUGGUCGAGUUUAAAUAUAGGCAAUAUGGCCGAAAAAGGCGAAAAUUUGGAAAAGAAGCUUUGAAUGAUUUUUUUUAUUUAUCAAGUAUUAACACUAAAUAAAAGUAAAUAAUUCGAUUCAACUAUCGAAAUUUAAUCAUGACUACUGUACAUCGUCAAACUUUAUCUUCACUUCAUCCUGAUGCUCAAAAUACUCUUAUUGUUGGAUUAAUUAUAAAUAGUUUCAAUCCGCGAUCGUUUGAUACACAUUCAAAAUUUGGUUCGUUCACAAGAUGUGUGUGGACUUUUACUCUUCGUGAUAUCGAAACAAACACAAUUAAUGUAACCGUUUGGGGAAGUGAAGAUUAUGUAAAAAACCUUGUAGCGUCCUAUCAUAUAGGCACCGUUGUUGAUGUAAUAAGUGCUAAAGUAAAUUUGAGAAAAGCUGAUGAUAAAAAUGAAAUGUUUGUGCCAUCAGUAAGUAGUCUUUUCAGCUUGACUGUUAAUGAAGGAAUAGCACUAAUCCAGCGUCAUGAAGGUGCUGAUGUUGAUGAAUAUAAAACCCUAUUACACUUACCAAUAAAAAAUAUAUCAAAUGUUAGCUCUGUUCAAAAUGUAGUAGAAAAUCUGCAAACAAUGUUAAACCAAUUUGUUAAUCUUGUAGUCAUUGUUACAUUUAUUGGAGAAGCAAAAAAUAUCAUAACAAAACAAGGACGUUCAAUGGUGACAAGAGAUUUUGAAGCUACUGAUGGUUCUUAUCCAGACACAGUUGCUUUUAAACUUUGGGAGAAUGAUUGGGUUGAGAGAUCUGGAUUAUGGGAACCAAAAUCAACUGUUUUAUUCUUAGCAGAUGUACAAGUUAUUUUCAAUCGAUAUAAGAAAAAAAAUACCCUAGCUAUUGUGAGGAAAACAAUGAUCACUGAGAACCCGUCUAUUCCUCAAACCAUUGAAAUAAGGAAAUCCGUUAAAUUGGAUAAAGAUUAUCAACCACAUGAUCCAUUUAUCGUACCAAUGCCUGAGAGUAUUAAGAAUGUAAUGACAAUUAUGGAGAUAUCACAGCGAUUACAUCAGAAAAAACCAGAUAAUGUUGAUAGAAUACAGUUUUCUACUAUUUUGUAUGCUCAAGUAACAGAUAUGGAGUUAGAUAAUCCUAAUAUACCAAUAAUAAUCACCCGAUGUGCUUUGUGUAAACGUAUUGUUACGAAUCGUAAAGAAUCUUGUAUGAACUUGGAUUGUCCAUGUGGAAACGGAAGAAGAGCGCCUGAAAAUAUUGAUCAUUUUUAUAUCAAAGUUAAUUUAAAAGAUGAUACAGGCCAUUUUUUGAUUGGAUGCAGGUUGACUGGACCACCUGCAGAACAAGCUUUGGGCUGUACUCCUACCGAAUUUAGAGCAAUGAUGAAUGAAGAGCGUCAGAAUUUAAAGUGGAAAUUCUUAAUGGAGCAAGUUGAAGUUCGGCUACAAGUCUUAGGUCCUUCACCAACAUUUUCUCGAGCUCUUUAUAAUAUUUUAUCACUUAAAAGAAUUCGAGACAUAUAA
Messenger RNA from Chelonus insularis, 1542 nucleotides. It is a transcript of the gene hdm, whose product is annotated as hold'em. Gene Ontology annotation, biological process: resolution of meiotic recombination intermediates. The record is from RefSeq and is a predicted model, not a curated record. The transcript has 6 exons. The coding region runs from base 166 to 1542 and encodes 458 amino acids. Lineage: Eukaryota; Metazoa; Arthropoda; Insecta; Hymenoptera; Braconidae. Gene Ontology annotation, molecular function: single-stranded DNA 3'-5' DNA exonuclease activity; single-stranded DNA binding.